AUGCAAGUCAUCAACAAGGUUGACUCCUUAAUAAUUGAAUGGCUAAAAGACGGCAAGUCUUACAAGUCAAUAGAAAACCAACUUCAUGUAUCUCCCAAUAGAGUAUCACGUAUUAAAAAAAUGCUUGAUUCCAAAGAAAAAGUGGUUUCUAAAAAAAUUGGCAGACCAAUUUCUGUCAAUAUAAAUAAACAAGUCGAAGUAUUCAACAAAACUAUCAAUAAUCCAUCACUGUCAUGCGCUUGUCUGGCAACCGAGAUUCAAUCAUCAACAACAUCUGUGCAACGCUUACGUAAAAAGCUGGGAUUUAAAUAUUCAACUCUAAGAAAAAGUCGGUUUCUGACUUUAAAACAGAGGGCUGUUAGAUAUGGAAAGACAAAUUUG
Molecule: messenger RNA, 381 nt
Organism: Entamoeba invadens IP1
Lineage: Eukaryota; Evosea; Mastigamoebida; Endamoebidae
Exons: 2
Source: RefSeq, a predicted model, not a curated record